AUGUUGCGAGCCUUGAAGGGAGUGUUUAGCUACUCCGACGAGGAACUUGCAGUCUUGAAGGCAGGCGGAGAUCCACAGAUUGUGCAUAGAUUCACUAAAAAUAUAACGGUUGACGGCGUCGACUUGCGUGUGGUUGUUGCACCAAACCGCGAGACGCCUAAACUACCCGCUGGCCGGCCAAUCGUGUUCUUUGUCCACGGCUUAGGAGGACAGCUUAACCAAUUCGAGCACCAGAUUGAUUAUUUCAAUUAUUUUGCUGAUGUUCUGGCCGUAGAUCUGCCUGGACAUGGCAAAUCCGGUGACCAGCCCUUUGCUCAUUAUACAAGCGACAGGUUCGUUGAUUUGCUGGAAAAAGUUCUCGAAAUGCAGCUGCUGCCCACGGAGUUCAACAAAAUACUCCUUGUUGGCCACUCCAUGGGUACUCAUAUCGUACUACGGCUUGCCCACAAACUUAGGGACAAAUGCAUGGGUUGUGUUUGCAUAGCACCUCCUGCAGUCCUUAGCGAUGGUGUCAAACGCGCCCAGACAUUUAUAAGAUGGUUUCCUGUCCGUCCAGUGUUUGAAUAUUUCCGUGCCGCCGACCGCAAUGGCGGGUUCGACUCUCCUUCGGUGAGUCGUGUAUUGUCGCAGGCGACAACGAGCCGCCGGAUUCGCGAAAAGCAGCUCAGAACAAAUCUUCAAGUUCGCUCUGCAUCCUGGCUCGCCACAUUCAGUCAGAUGAAGCCAUUGGCUGAAUACGAGGCGGCGAGGGUCGACGUGCCUGUUUUGAUCAUUGCUGCCGUUGACGACAAAGUGACUCCGCCAGAAAAUGCCGAGAUCUUGGUGGAAUGGAUAGGCAAAAACUCGAGGCUGGAAACUAUCACUGCUGCUGGACAUUCAGUGAUGAUUGAACGACCCGAGGUCGUGAACGGGUUGAUUGCCGACUUUAUUGAUCAAGAGGUUGACAAGACGUUGUCAUUGGCGUGGCAGCUGUCAUAUCUAGCUACUAAAACAGACAAAUGGUCCUUGAAGAAUGAAGAGAAAUGGAAACAAACGCCAGCAGUUGGUCAAGUCGUGCCGCAUUCUCAUUUGAGAGGGAUGAAAACAUUACGGCAAACGGAUGAUGAGCACUCUCCAGCACUGCUUGAAUUGAAUCACCCUGAAAUUGUGGCCGUUAUUGAUAUUUCUCGAGAAGCACCACCUUACGACAGCUCAACGUUCAGCCGCAUCAAAUAUUUCAAGCUGCCGACUGUCUCCAAAAUCCCGCCGUCGAAAGAUGAGGUGGCUCAGUUCAUCGAGCUCGUCGACAGCAUCAACGUCGAAAAAGAUCAGUCGAUUGGAGUACAUUGCCAUUACGGAUUUAAUCGAACGGGAUUUUUUAUCUGCAGCUACCUGAUUGAGCGUUGCGGGCUCACGGUGAGCGACGCGCUCGAUGCGUACGCUCGUGCUCGUCCCACUGGAGUGCAUCACCCGCAUUUUGUUGACGAGUUACAUGUGCGUUAUGAGCAGUAA
Wickerhamiella sorbophila is the source of this 1491-nucleotide messenger RNA. Its product is annotated as Abhydrolase domain-containing protein C57A10.08c. Gene Ontology annotation, molecular function: protein tyrosine/serine/threonine phosphatase activity. The transcript has a single exon. The record is from RefSeq and is a predicted model, not a curated record. Gene Ontology annotation, biological process: protein dephosphorylation. The coding region runs from base 1 to 1491 and encodes 496 amino acids. NCBI's taxonomy places the organism in Eukaryota, Fungi, Ascomycota, Dipodascomycetes, Dipodascales, Trichomonascaceae.